AUGUAUAUUUACGAAUUGCCAUUUGAUAUAAAUAAGGAGCUUUGUAGGCUUUUAGACAAUGAUGAUGACUGGAAAGAGCUAGGCGGUAUCCACAUGAAGUAUUCCGCUUUUGAAGUGAACGAAAUAGAACAGUUUGCAAAGCGACAAGCAUCAUCACCAACAAACCAAUUAUUCACAAGAUGGGGCCAGUUAAAUCACAGAGUAGAAGAGCUAUUUAUAUUGCUGUACAGAAUGAAACAUAUCCCAGCGUUGAGGUGCCUAGUCCCUGUAGUUGAUGGUAGAUUUCACAGAUUACUACAUAAACAUGAUAGCAAGAGUAUUAGAGACAGAAGCACAUUAGACAUGAAUGCAAACAGACAGAUGACGCAGAAAAUAGAUGGCAGCGACUCGUCUUUACCCCUUCCGGUUAUGCUGAUAGAAAAGCAGGGGCAGUUACGCUCGCCGAGUCGUAUCUUCGACGUGCAUUCACCACACCAUGCAACCACCGAGUCAAAUACAGUGUCUACUAAGAAUAGUUCCACAGCACAAAGCCAAGGCGGUAUUUUGGGUGAUGAGUUCCUCAAAAAUGUGUCGGCAAUACCUAUGUUGAGUUACGAAGAUUUGAAAGCAGCCACGAAUAACUGGAAUGAAGCGAACUUGCUUGGAAGAGGUGGAUUUGGACAAGUUUUCAAAGGUGAAUGGAAGCUUCUUCCCGUUGCUGUAAAACGACUGAAAGACAACGAUGACAACAACAGAGAGCUGAUAAGGGAGAUGUGUCUGAAUCACUACCGACAUGACAAUAUUCUGCCACUCUACGGGUACAGCUUGGGAGGUCCUGAAGCAUGCCUAGUGUAUCAGUUGAUGGCGGGAGGCUCUUUGGAGCAGAGAUUAAGGGGAAAGACACAACAUAGGCCCCUUACUUGGGGACAACGCUACAGAAUAGCACAUGGUGUUGCUAGGGGUUUGCAAUAUCUACACACAAUGGCCGACACUCCCAUGAUUCACGGUGAUAUAAAGCCAGCAAAUAUUUUACUGGAUCAAUGCUCCAUGCCAAAGAUAGGAGACUUUGGCCUAGCGAGGAAAGGGCCGUACGGGGAGGAUCGGACGCAUCUUAAAGUCUCUAGAGUACAUGGUACUCGGCCCUAUUUGCCGGACGAGUACCUUCGUUCGCGGGUUCUUUCACCGGCUGUUGACAUCUUCAGCUAUGGCGUAGUAAUGCUGGAGGUGGCCACAGCGUUGCCUGUACUAGAUCGGACGAGGAAGAUGUUACUUUUGAGUGACUUUAUGCAUCAGCAGGCGAGGGAAAAUGUUGAUCUUGCUACCUUGGAAGAUCGCGUCCUACGAGGCACAGCCAACUCAAAUGGACCUUUAUGUCGUACCUUCAUAGACAUCGGAUUGCAUUGUACCAAGUUGGUUCGCCAUGAACGUCCUACAAUGCUCGACGUAUAUAAACGCCUUGACGCUAUAGAAUUUCCAGACAAGCAUUACGCAUAG
Leptosia nina is the source of this 1473-nucleotide messenger RNA. NCBI's taxonomy places the organism in Eukaryota, Metazoa, Arthropoda, Insecta, Lepidoptera, Pieridae. The record is from the annotation of a GenBank genome assembly.